Messenger RNA from Xenopus laevis (African clawed frog), 1203 nucleotides. It is a transcript of the gene hpgds.S, whose product is annotated as hematopoietic prostaglandin D synthase S homeolog. The transcript has 6 exons. Gene Ontology annotation, biological process: glutathione metabolic process. The record is from RefSeq and is a predicted model, not a curated record. NCBI's taxonomy places the organism in Eukaryota, Metazoa, Chordata, Amphibia, Anura, Pipidae. Bases 469 to 1053 code for a protein of 194 amino acids. Gene Ontology annotation, molecular function: catalytic activity; glutathione transferase activity.
CGGUUUCUGGUGACUUUUCUCAAUUUCAGACAAAACCUGCUGGCCGCCAAAAUGUCUAUAGGUUGACCUGUUUCACCGAUAUUUAUUGAAAUUGUUUAUGAAUUAGGGCCUCAUGGGGUCCCAAUACCUCCUGGGCCCCCUGCACGACUUUACUUCUGAUCUAGUUACGUACCUACUGCAUGAGAACGAGCUACGACUCUCAGUAAUCCCUGUGCCCUAUAAACACUCGGAAAAAAAGAGAAAUCACUGAUUCGUUCUGAAAUAAUAGCGGGCCCUUUAAGGCGGAAACCGCGGGAGAACAGGUUUGGCAAUCAAGUAGAUGGGGCGGAAGUUGCCAUAAAAAGUGCCUGUGGCCGAGCUGUAGCGUAGGAGCUGCACUGAGGACUGUUGCGCUUAGUGAACUUGAACGUGAGAGGUGCAUUCUGGGAUUGCUGAGCUGCGGGGAAUUGCGAGCUUUUUUGAGUAAUCAUGCCCAGCUACAAGCUUAUCUAUUUUAAUCUUGAAGGAAGAGGAGAGAUCCUUCGCUACUUAUUUUCUUAUUCAAACAUUGACUUUGAAGACCGCAGAGUUGAAUUUGCUGACUGGCCUGCACUUAAACCUACAAUUCCUUACGGCCAGCUUCCAGUUGUAGAAAUUGAUGGGGUCAUCUAUAACCAGAGCCUUGCUAUUGGACGCUACUUGGCUAAAAAAGCAGGACUGACUGGAAAAAGUGACUUGGAUGAAAUCCGUGUUGAUGCCUUAAUAGAUACCAUUGAUGACUUCUUCUCAAAGUUCCCUUGGAUGGACACUGAAAAAGCCAAAAAGGAAUUCAUGGAGAAGUCUAGUCCACAGUUGCUGGCUUACUUGGAAAAAACUCUAGGCAAUAACCCUUGGUUUGUUGGUGACUCUGCAACCUGGGCUGACUUUUUCUGGGACACCUGUGCUGAUAGUUUUGAAAGCUAUGUACCCGGCUUUGCCAAAGACUAUCCAAAGCUGCUGGCUCUGAAGGAAAGAGUUAAAGCCAUUCCCACCAUUGCUGCAUGGAUUAAGAAGAGACCCAAAAAAUCCCAGUAAAACAUUGAAUGACAAAUCACAGUAAAGCAUUUCUUUCCUUUUCGCACGUAGGAAUAACAAUGUAGUCUGUGCAAGCCAUAGUUUACUAGCUGAUCAAGAGCAAUGCUUCUACUGCAAAUCUCUCCUCAAUAAAGACUUUCUUCAGGAAAA